Molecule: messenger RNA, 702 nt
Organism: Triticum turgidum subsp. durum (durum wheat)
Lineage: Eukaryota; Viridiplantae; Streptophyta; Magnoliopsida; Poales; Poaceae
Source: the annotation of a GenBank genome assembly
AUGGCAUCUGAAAACUUGUUCAGCUGGCUGAAGGAUGACGUACUGCGGAGGCCUACAUACUCUCGCUUUUGUGCACUUCUUGACAACUACAACCCACGCCAAGGAUACAAGGAAUUAGUCACCCAGCAGGACAAGAAUGAAGAAGCUGCUUUUAUUGAGGAGAUUGCUAGAAGUGCACCAAUCAAAUUCUUACACCGGUAUCUGGUGCUGAAGGGAAUCACGUCUCAGGACCAGAAGGACUUCACGAAAAUGCUGGCAUCCCUGUGGUUUGAUUUGUAUGGAAGGGGUGGAUGCUCUGGUAGCUCUUCUGCCUUUGAGCAUGUCUUUGUAGGAGAGAUCAAGGGGCGGUGUCGAGGUGAGCAUGAGGUCACAGACUUCCACAACUGGACUCAGUUUUACCUGGAAGAAUCCAAAGGCAAUGUGGAUUACCAAGGGUACAUAUUUCCAAAGAAAUACGGGGACCAUCCAGACUCUCAGACGCAGCUGCUCACCAUUCAGUUUGAGUGGCAUGGCUUGCUGAAAUCUGUAUCCAGCACAUUGAUUGGCGUCAGUCCUGAGUUUGAGAUUGCGCUCUACACGCGCUGCUUCUUUGCUGGAGAGGAUAAUAACCAUGUCCAUGUGGGUCCAUAUGCGAUCAACAUCAAGUGCUACAGGAUGGGGGUUAACAAGAUCGGAUCAGCUUUCCCUGUCGCAGAACAUUGA